Henningerozyma blattae CBS 6284 is the source of this 2784-nucleotide messenger RNA. RefSeq names its product U2 snRNP complex subunit HSH155 (gene HSH155). The transcript has a single exon. Gene Ontology annotation, cellular component: U2 snRNP; catalytic step 2 spliceosome; U2-type prespliceosome. The record is from RefSeq and is a predicted model, not a curated record. Lineage: Eukaryota; Fungi; Ascomycota; Saccharomycetes; Saccharomycetales; Saccharomycetaceae. Bases 1 to 2784 code for a protein of 927 amino acids. Gene Ontology annotation, molecular function: mRNA binding. Gene Ontology annotation, biological process: spliceosomal complex assembly.
AUGGCAGGCACCAAGAAGAGAGGCCUAGAUGAGCAAGCUUUGGGCAAGAAUAAUAAACGAUUAAGAGUUACUAAGGAAUCGUCAAAAACAUUCGAAUUAAUCGAAAGUUCAAAUAAUAGCAAUUUACAUAAAGAGCUGAAGACUGAUCUCCAGCUACCACAUGAUAUUCAGUUUCUUUCUCCGCUAGAUAUAUCUUUCUUUCGCCCAAUAUUAAAGAAAGAGGAGGCAGCUACAAGCGAUGAAGUCAAUCAAAAGGAUGCAAGUAAAGAUAUAAGUUCUGAAGAGAUACGCUUCUUGAAGAUAUUCUUAAGAAUCAAAAAUGGAAAGCAAGCUACGAGAAAGCUUGCUUGGAAGAAUUUACAUUCGUUUUUGACUAAUAAUUUACAAUUAGAGAAAUUAAACUUGAUAAUAACAAUUAUGGUUAACUACCUCUUAUCCAACAAUGUCACAGAUCUGGAUCGUCAUACAACCUUAAAAAUGCUAACAAAGAUAUUGUUUAUCUUAAAUGCCAAUAUUAAACCGUUUACCGGUGAUAUCUUAGAUAUUUUAGCACCGUUACUUCUGAAUAAGGAUAAAUAUAUUGAGUCAAUGGUUGUUGAGAUAUUAAAGACGUUAUCUAUAAAUGUAGGUACGUCGACAAUAAUUAAAAUCAUUAAAGAUGAUUUUGAAGAGAAUGAUGAGGUUUUACGAUUGAAUGCUUCCAAGAUUAUGGCUAUAUUAACUUUAACAAUGCCAUCAAAUUCUAACGAUUCAAACUUAUCAACUUUAUUACCUUUAAUAAACACAAUCGCAAACUCUCAAGAUUCUUGGAAAGCGAGACAAUCUGGAAUUCGAAUAAUUCAAUAUGUAUUAAAGUUUAAUAAUAGUUCCACAAGCUUAUUACCAAAUUUGAAUGCCAUAAUUGAAUGCUUCUAUAAAAAUUUACAAGACUCUCAUAUACAAAAUAGAAUUUUGUCAGCCAACACAUUAUCCAUUCUAGCAAAAAAUUGUUACCCCUACGGAAUUGAAUCAUUUAACCCAGUAUUGGAAUUGAUAUGGAAGGGAAUAAGAAAUUACCGUGGCAAGCUUCUGUCAUCUUUUUUGAGAUGUUUAGCAAAUAUAAUACCAUUAAUGGACAGUUCUUACUCUUCAUUUUAUUCAAAACAGCUGAUUUUAAUUAUUAAGCGUGAAUUAAAUACCCCAGAUGAUGAUAUGAAAAUGACCAUCUUAUUGUUACUUCAAAAUUUAAUUCCAAUUUCUAAUAUUACUCAGGAUAUAUUAUUAGAUGAUAUUUUGCCACAAUUUUUUGAGUUUUUUUGGAUAAGAAGAAUUUCAUUAGACAAAACUUUAGUAAAUCUGGUAAUAUAUUCAACUGUUAAACUAGCAACAAAAAUUGAUCCUCAAAUAAUUUUGGAAAAUUUACUAUUACCAAUGCGUGAUGACUCCGAAUCUUUGAGAAUUAUGUCAAUUAGAGCAAUGAAUAAAGUUUUAAGAUUGGAUUUAAAUAGUUCUUUAAAUGAAAGACUACGAACUAGAAUGAUUGAUACUCUUUUAAUUGCUUUCCAAGAUCAGACCUUAAAUAAUGAUCGAUCAAUUUUUAAUUGCUUUAAAACUGUUUGCAAAUGCUUGAAGAAGGAUAUUCAGCCUUUUUUACCCCCGAUUAUUAGUAUUAUUCUAAACAAUUUGAAACAUAAAAACCCUCAAAAUCGUCAAAAUUCAGCAGACCUAUGCACUAUUUUAAUACCUUCAAUUAAAAUAUGUGAGGAAUUUCAAACUUUGAAUAAGCUAUCAGUCAUAUUAUUUGAGUCAUUAAAUGAAAUUUAUCCAGAUACUUUAGGCUCAAUUAUUAUAGCUCUCAAUGAAAUGGUUAUCUGUAAUACAAUGAAUACCGAACCCCCUGUUUCAACAAUAUUGCCGACUUUAACUUCAAUAUUAAGAAACUCUCAUGUUAAAGUUCAAUUGAAUACUAUAAGGAUAAUUUCAAAUAUUGCUCAGCUUUCACCAGAUACUAUUCCACAUAAAGAGUGGCUGAGAAUUUGUUUUCAAUUGCUAGACCUGCUUAAAAGCGUUAAUAAGAAAAUCCGAGUAUUAGCUAAUGAUACGUUUGGUUAUAUUGCAAAGGCAAUUGGCCCACAGGAUAUUUUGCCUGCUUUAUUAGAUAAUUUAAAUUUACAAGAACGUCAAUUACGUGUUUGUACCGCUGUUGCAUUAGGUAUUAUUGCGAAGGUUUGUGGCCCGUAUACCGUGCUACCUGCAUUAAUGAAUGAAUAUAGAACGCCAGAAACUAAUGUUCAAAAUGGUAUUUUAAAAUCACUAUCCUUCAUGUUUGAAUAUAUUGGACCAGAUUUAACCUCUGAUUAUAUUUACUUUAUUAUUCCCCUGUUAGAGGAUGCAUUAAUUGAUAGAGAUUUAGUUCAUAGGCAAACAGCCUCCGAAGUAAUCAAACAUCUAUCUCUAAAUUGUAUUGGAAAGUCAACUGAAUCUGCUUUUAUACAUUUUUUGAAUUUGUUAUUACCAAAUAUAUAUGAAACGUCACCCCAUGCCAUUAUGCGUAUUUUUGAUGCAUUAGAAUCUUUAUGCUUUACUAUUGGACCUGGAAUAUUUAUGAACUAUAUUUGGGCAGGCAUCUUCCAUCCUGCAAAAUCAGUUAGAGCAUGCUUUUGGAGAUUAUAUAAUAGAUUAUAUAUUCAGAAUAUGCAUUCACUAAUAGCAUAUUAUCCAACUGAAAACUUAAUUCAACCACCAUCCGAUAAUUCAGACCAGGUACAGGAAAUAUGUUUUGAUGAACUAAAUAUUGUACUAUAA